UCAAAUUGCACCCUUGACAUUAUGUGCAGUGAAUUUACCUCUAUUGGUUUCUAAAGAAGAGGUAGCAAAGAAGUUUCAUGUUAGAAAAGACUGCAUCACCCUGAAGAGGAAGCUUGGCAUGAAGUCUUCCUCAGCCAUCAUUGUUCCUCUCUGCUGGUACGAAAGUGAUAUAAUUUUGACGGAUCAUUGUGCAACGUACCCGCAGCCGAAAAAGGAAAUAGUUGUAAGGCAAUGUUACGACUCGGACACAGCACGACCCUCCUCAGAGCACUACAAGCCUCAUGUGCUGUCCAGUGAAGAGUUUGACUUGAGCCCUGCACGCAGUGGACUGCCUACACUUCAUGUCAUCAAUGAUGACGUCUUACUUCAUAUCAUGAAAUAUUUGAAUUUUGCUGAAAAACUGAUGCUUGAAGCAGUGUGUCGGCGUUUUCAGUCGCUGGUUUACAGCGAACUGGGCCAGAAUAGCAUCAUAGACUUCUUCAAUGACACCUGCGCCUGGCGAAGUGCUUGUUCCAACCUCUCCAAAGACCGCAACAAGUCGCCAGCCCAGCUCACGCAGGACCUCAAGCUUUGCACCUACAAGAUGCUUAUCAUGAACUCUAACCACCUCACAACUCUAAGACUCAAUGAGGAUACGUGCAUCUUUGAUGUCAACGUAUUUGCUGCUAUAGGUCGACUUGCUGUGAACUUGGAGGAUCUACGAUUGGUGUUCUCGGAAUCGAGGGAGCACUACACCUCUAUGAAGACCAUCUUCUCGCUCUGCUCAAAACUUAAAACUUUCAGUCUUACAGUGAGACUCGGAUGGCUGAGUUGUCAAUGCUGGGGCAGAUUCAGUCCUGACGAAUUGCUUCGAGACUUGAAGGAAUGCAAAUGCCUUGAGGUGUUGCGGCUAUGCGGACUGAAGAAGUUUAACAUCAAUGGUCUACUGAUGAUACAAGCUCCUCUGCGAGAAAUCGGGAUCCACAACGUUGCCUCAAUCGGCUCAUGGUUCUCAGGAUGGUCCUCAGGAGCAAAUAGAAACUUUCCGGACUUCCAAUUCAACUCUCGCCUCACGACAUUCCGCAUGUUUUACGACGACCCGCCAAGAUUGAGGGGAAUUUCGCAGUGGGCACGUCUUUUCUCCAUGGCACGCAAGUGUCCUGCGCUGACCCAACUCCAACUUCGUUUCUGGUGCUUAUCUGGGCCUCCCAAUUUCAAGUCAUUCAAAAACUUGAAGGUGCUACAUUUUAUUGCAAGUCGCCACGAAAAUAUUGAUGAUCUUCUCAAGAGCGCUCUGCCUGACCUCGAAGACUUCCACAUCGAGUUUUUAGAAGAAUGUGGCGCUGAGGAAAAAGUCCUCAGUGUUGACUUUUCGCUGGCGCCGCCGUCAGUGAAGUCCCUGACGCUCAGUGUAGUCCGGGAUGGUCUAGACGAUGGCUCGUACAAGAGCAUCAUACGAAUGCCCAACCUGCAGCGAGUCUUUGUCAACAGCGAGAAAUUCUCGGUGGCUCAGCUGAAACUGCUCGUGGCCCACGUUCAGCUGGUCGAGAUCAGCGCCCCUGAGGUGACCGUGGAUCUCGCCACGGCCCAGGAGCUCGCUGAGCUGCGCAGGAAGGCGCUGGCCGAGAGCAGGUUCAGUUUCCCCUCACAGUGUCUCGACCACGACGAGCCCCUCGUGCUGCAGGUCAACUACACCCACCACGCGACCUUCGCAGAUCCUCUCGUAAUAAUCAAGAGUUUGUGCUUACAUGCAUAAAUACGAUGUUAUCAUUUUUAUUUAAAUAGCGAUGAGCUAUUAUAUAGUUUAUAGCUUUACAGUACGAAGCUGUUAACGAUGAAAUUACUGCGGUUGUCGCGUGAAUUGUUCGCUUAGAUCACGCUUAGUUUUGGCAGUUUUGACUCUGAAGCAUCAGGUCGAUCAUAAUUCGUUUAGUCAGCCCCAUUCUUGGAUAAAUUAACCUUUAAUCGUGUCAGUUGUCAGGCCUUGAAUCAUCUGUCGAUCUUGCUCUAUAAUUUCUCCUGUAGAGCGUUUAAGAGUUUCUUACAAUUAACAGUAUUGGCGGUUUUGAACAUCAUCAUCAAUAUCAUUGUAUUUUGUGCCUUAAUCAAGACGAUACUCUGAACUAACUCCAACGUUCUAUGUGUGCAACUCCGACUCGAACGCUUCUUAGUACUUCACAGGCACCGCAAGUCAGACUUGUAUUCUAUAGUCCUCCUCAGUAGUUAGUUAUGCACCUAAUCUUAAGUGUAUCUAGUUAUAGCUUUAACUGCAAUUACGUGGACACGUGUUGUUUUACCUAUUUUUUUUCUUUGCGUUAUUCACCUAGCAAUAUUUAUUGCAACUUUUUUCCCCUCUCUUCGGAGAAACAAUAGCAGUUUUGUUAAUUUUACGUUAUUUCAACCAAAAUUUAUUAAUCUAAAGAUAUUUUUGCACAUUUCUCCCAGUUGACGAGCUCCUCUUGUCAUGUCAUCCAAUAGACAUGUACAUGUAUCAACAAUUUAGGUUCAUGUAUUCAACCUUCUUGUUUGAACUUUUAACCGACGGCCCCAUGGUAUGACGGCCAAGGUUGUGUUCUUCUCCUUGAGCCGCCUUCAAGUCGUCGUACGAGUUUGUAACUAUGCUAACAUUUAUUGAGUUGAAUCCUCUAAAACAUACUAAGCACUUCUGAAGAUGAGGUGAACGCGGCCCAUCAUUGCGUAAAUAUCAAGUGCUCAACUUUGUCGUUAAUCACAACCAGAGGUGGGCAGUAACGCGCUACAUGUAGCGGUGGCGGCGCUACAU
Molecule: messenger RNA, 2761 nt
Organism: Hyalella azteca
Lineage: Eukaryota; Metazoa; Arthropoda; Malacostraca; Amphipoda; Hyalellidae
Molecular function (GO): protein binding
Source: RefSeq, a predicted model, not a curated record